Molecule: messenger RNA, 1542 nt
Organism: Juglans regia (Persian walnut)
Lineage: Eukaryota; Viridiplantae; Streptophyta; Magnoliopsida; Fagales; Juglandaceae
Product: 11-beta-hydroxysteroid dehydrogenase A-like
Molecular function (GO): oxidoreductase activity
Source: RefSeq, a predicted model, not a curated record
ACGUAAGAGGACAAAGGGUAACGUCAGAAGGUUGGUCUUUAUUCAUCAACUACGUGUCGUAGGAUUGCCAUGCAGAAGUGCCACCACCUACCGUCUUCUUGAUGUCUAUCACCUUAGAUCUAGCCUUUGCAACGUAUAAAAUCCAGAUUGUCUGAAUAUAAUUAAUUACCUUUCUUUCACAGCUAGCUAGCUAGCUACCUUUGAUCAGAUCGAUCUCUAGUAAAGUACCCCACCAAUUAAAGGAAAUUAACGAUAUCAUGAUGGCGUUGUUGGAUCUAAUUCACAAGUUCUUGAACGUAGUAGCUCCUCCCUUCACAUUCUUUUCCCUCUGCCUUCUCUUGCCACCCUAUUCCUUUUUCAAGCUCUUACUCUCCUUCUUUAACUUCAUUUUCAGUGAAGAUUUGGCUGGAAAGGUCGUUCUCAUUACCGGUGCUUCCUCCGGCAUCGGGGAGCAUUUGGCUUAUGAAUAUGCAAAGACUCACAAGAGAGGGGCUCGCUUAUCCCUUGCUGCCAGGAGGGAAUCUUCGCUUCGGGAAGUAGUUGAUCGAGUGCUUGAUUAUGGCUCCCCUGAUGUUCUUAUGAUCCCUGCAGACGUAUCCAAUGUCGAGGACUCUGCACGAAUUGUUGAGGAAACCAUGAACCAUUUUGGUAGAUUGGAUCAUCUGGUGAAUAAUGCUGGGAUCAAUUCCGUCUGCAUGUUUGAAGAGGCAACUGAUAUUACUGCCUUUAAAACCAUUAUGGAUACAAACUACUGGGGCUCUGCUUAUACCACACGUUUUUCUCUUCCAUAUCUCAGAGAAAGUAGGGGCAAGAUAAUAGCCCUUGCUUCUUCUGCCGCAUGGUUGCCUACGCCCAGAAUGAGCUUCUAUAAUGCAAGCAAAGCUGCAAUGGUAAUUUUUUACGAGACAUUGAGGCUUGAGAUCGGGCCUGAGAUAAAAAUCACAAUCGUGACACCCGGAUUCAUGGAGUCUGAAAUGACCAAAGGCAAGUUCUUAUUGAAGGAUGGCAAAAUGGAAGUUGAUCAAGACUUGAGAGAUGUUCAAUUAAGCGUGAUUCCUGUGGAGACGGUAGGGGCGUGUGCUGCAGCAAUAGUGAAGAGUGCUUGCAGGGGAGAUAGAUACUUGACAGAGCCAGCCUGGUUCAAAGUCACCUAUUUCUGGAAGCUGUUUUGCCCUGAGGUCAUCGAGUGGUGCUACAGAUUGAUGUAUAUGAACAGUUCACCCCUAGAAGCCCCCAGCAAGAAGAUAUUGGAUCUCACGGGUGCCAAGAACAUACUCUAUCCACCUACACUACACACCUCUGUGAUUAAGACUGACUAAAUUCAAGCUGUGUACUGUUACGUGAUAGUUACGGUUCAAUGGUGAUUGUAGGAGUUAAUUUUCAGUUGUAUGUGUGUUCAGUAUGCUUGAAGUUAACUUGUGUUCUAUAUCUCAUCUUUUUUAGGGAAGUUAGUUAGGAAGUUUUGAGUUAUGGGUCUGUAAACUUGCUUUCGCAAUAAAGCAUUUGGGAGUCGUGCAUGUACAAAAGUAAAUUUUACUGCAA